GCCUGCCUUGGCCUCCCAAAGUGCUGGGGUUACAGGCGUGAGACACCGCGCCUGACCGAGAGGCACACAUUCUGCCAAGAGCGUUUUCCUGACUCCCCUGACUCCAAAAGGGAUUUGUCACUCCUUAGCUUUGUACUCAUGGCUGAAGUAGAGUGAAUUUAAUUUGAGUUUAGUUGUUUUUGAGACUAUCUCCCUGGCUAGUGUAGUGUGUUAUUUAUCUUUGUUGUGAUCAUGGCCUGCACCGAAUAGAUGAUCAGUAGAUGUUUGCAAACAAGGCACCAUGACUCCUGUGAGGACGCAGCACUCCCUGGCAGGUCAGACCUAUGCCGUGCCCCUCAUCCAGCCCGACCUGCGGCGAGAGGAGGCCGUCCAGCAGAUGGCGGAUGCCCUGCAGUACCUGCAGAAGGUCUCUGGAGACAUCUUCAGCAGCCAGCGGCUGUGACACAUCAGGCCCCGUCCCGGAUGCUGGACACAGCAGUGAAUGAGACAGACUUUGCAGGCUGCAGGAUCUCCCAGCGGGUAGAGCAGAGCCGGAGCCAGGUGCAGGCCAUUGGAGAGAAGGUCUCCUUGGCCCAGGCCAAGAUUGAGAAGAUCAAGGGCAGCAAGAAGGCCAUCAAGGUGUUCUCCAGUGCCAAGUACCCUGCUCCAGAGCGCCUGCAGGAAUAUGGCUCCAUCUUCACAGGCGCCCAGGACCCUGGCCUGCAGAGACGCCCCCGCCACAGGAUCCAGAGCAAGCACCGCCCCCUGGACGAGCGGGCCCUGCAGGAGAAGCUGAAGUACUUUCCUGUGUGUGUGAGCGCCAAGCUGGAGCCUGAGGACGACGCCGAAGAGGGACUUGGGGGUCUUCCCAGCAACAUCAGCUCUGUCAGCUCCUUGCUGCUCUUCAACACCACCGAGAACCUGUACAAGAAGUAUGUCUUCCUGGACCCCCUGGCUGGUGCUGUAACAAAGACCCAUGUGAUGCUGGGGGCGGAGACAGAGGAGAAGCUGUUUGAUGCCCCCUUGUCCAUCAGCAAGAGAGAGCAGCUGGAACAGCAGGUCCCAGAGAACUACUUCUAUGUGCCAGACCUGGGCCAGGUGCCUGAGAUUGAUGUGCCAUCCUACCUGCCUGACCUGCCCGGCAUUGCCAACGACCUCAUGUACAGUGCCGACCUGGGCCCUGGCAUUGCCCCCUCUGCCCCUGGCACCAUUCCAGAACUGCCCACCUUCCACACUGAGGUAGCUGAGCCUCUCAAGACAGACCUACAAGAUGGGGUACUAACGGCACCCCCACCACCUCCACCGCCCCCACCACCUCCCCCAGCUCCUGAGGUGCUGGCCAGUGCACCCCCACUCCCACCCUCAACGGCGGCCCCUGUAGGCCAAGGCGCCAGGCAGGACAACAGCAGCAGCGCGUCUCCUUCAGCCCCAGUCCAGGGAGCUCCCAAGGAAGUGGUCGACCCCUCUGGUGGCCGGGCCACUCUGCUGGAGUCCAUCCGCCAAGCCGGGGGCAUCGGCAAGGCCAAACUGCGCAGCGUGAAGGAGCGAAAGCUGGAGAAGAAGAAGCAGAAGGAGCAGGAGCAAGUGGGAGCCACGAGCCAAGGUGGGGACCUGAUGUCGGAUCUUUUCAACAAGCUGGUCAUGAGGCGCAAGGGCAUCUCUGGGAAAGGACCCGGGGCUGGUGAGGGGCCCGGAGGAGCCUUUGCCCGCGUGUCAGACUCCAUUCCUCCUCUGCCACCACCGCAGCAGCCGCAGGCAGAGGAGGAUGAGGACGACUGGGAAUCCUAGGGGGCUCCAUGACACCUUCCUCCCCCAGACCCAGACUUGGGCUGUUGCUCUGACAUGGACACAGCCAGGACAACCCGCUGAGACCAGCUUCCCUGGGAGCGGGUGGUGAUGGAACCAGCACUGUGCGGAGACCACCUGCAAGGAGCGGAAGGCUGGCCUGAGGCCACACGGCUGGGGCGGGGGCUUCUAUCUGCCUGUGCUCCACAGGGGGCGGCUCCACCCAGCCUGUACCAGUGUGUUCUUCUCUUCUCUAAGGAGGCUUCCAGAGAAAGCAGGACACAAAUCAAUAAGGAACUGAGCAGAAACCAACAGCGUGCUUUUAAUAAAGGACCUCUAGUUGUGCAGGA
This is a messenger RNA of Cercocebus atys (sooty mangabey), 2114 nucleotides long. Its product is annotated as WAS protein family homolog 2. NCBI's taxonomy places the organism in Eukaryota, Metazoa, Chordata, Mammalia, Primates, Cercopithecidae. The coding region runs from base 250 to 1767 and encodes 505 amino acids. Gene Ontology annotation, molecular function: gamma-tubulin binding; alpha-tubulin binding; actin binding. The record is from RefSeq and is a predicted model, not a curated record. Gene Ontology annotation, cellular component: early endosome; recycling endosome; WASH complex. Gene Ontology annotation, biological process: retrograde transport, endosome to Golgi; exocytosis; Arp2/3 complex-mediated actin nucleation. The transcript is spliced from 12 exons.